AAGGAAGUUCCGCUGAACCGCUGAAAGCUAAACCAGCGGAUCUCUGUGGUGAUCUUGGCGUGAGGUUGUCCACAUCGCAUCUCUUUGACAAGGCAGUUGGCACCGAAUCGGGGAGGAUUGAGGAUGGCGACGACACCUGAGGCUGCUGGCAGCAGCGGGUACCACCGCCUCGAGAGCGAAGAUCCCGCUGCCGGGCCCUAUCAUGGUGAGGCGAACGGACGCCCUCCGCUGCAGCACAGAGGUGGGAAGGAAGCAAGGCACACACGCACACUCACGACAAACACACACCUCCGUCGUGCAGGCAAUGUGCUAUUUAUUGCCUGAUUUCCUUCCUGUGUGCAACUAACUGGUCAGGUUCUGGCCCCAUCCACACGUUUGCCCGAGAUGUGGCGGUUCGGAUGAGUGCCACAGUGCGGAAGAUUGAGGACUCCGGCGAGUCGAUGAGGGUGGAGGUCAUCGUCUUCUGCCUCUAUCACCUCCCGGUGAGCUAGCGCAUCGUGAGCAAACAGAGAGAGGGAUGGCGGAGAAGUGCUUCUCACUUGUGUCUGUGUGUGUGUGUGUGUGUGUGUGUUCGACCGGGCGUGGCUUGCCUUUGUGCGAAGGAGUGCUGCGACGGCGAGGAGCGUGUGCAUUCCCACGGUCGGUGUCGCCACUGGAAGAUCGUCAAUGACGUGAGCCAGCUCCCGUGGCACCCACACCUCGUCCUCAGAGCCAGCGACACCAGGGACUUCGUUCCUGAGAUGUGGUCAGCUCAACACACACACACAGACAUACGCACACCCACACAGACGCACACACACACACAGCCUCUCGGCAAACCCCUUUAGCAUCCUUGUUGUGUUUCUGUCUGUCUGUCUGUCUGCCUGUCUGUCUGCCUGUCUGCAGCGCUUUCAAUCUGUGCAGCGGUGUGUGUGUGUACCUCAAGUCGUGGUCGGCCGACAUGUACGUUUCGCUGGACCUCAAGGCUUUCCCCUUCGACCAGCAGUUGCUGCCCAUCCGCCUCUUCUGCACCAACGCACGCAUGAUGCCACAAAUCGACCUCUCAUUCGCCGCGUGGGCGGGAGGGCCCGGAUGGUAUGUACGGUACACACAACACAACACACGUGAUCGAGAUACAGACAGACAGAGAGUAUCCGAUAGAUGAGAUGGAGCCAGCCACUCACCUCACUCACCUCACCUGGGCAUCUAUCUGUCGCAUUACUGCAUGGUACGGUGCCUGCCUUCCUUGUGGUGUGCAGGUGGCCCGACCUGCCGUUUGUGAUUGACAGUUUGUGCGAGAUGGCGGUGCAGACGAGCUCGUGGCAUGUGGAUGAGGUGGAGCCGCUGCGAUUCAGCAGCAGCGACUUCAGCAGCCUCUCCACCACCUGGAUGCUCGCGCACGUCCAGCGGAGCUCCCACUUCUUCCUCUGGAACAUCAUCAUUAUCAUGUGAGCGACGUGCCUGUAGGUAGCUAAUGGCCGUUUGGAGGCUUGUGUGUGUGUGUGUGUGUGUGCGUGUGUGUGUGUGUGUGCGUUGCGUAGGUUCCUGAUCGUGUGCAUUCAGUUUGCCUGCAUUGGGAUCCACUUGACCAACUUCGCCGACCGGGCACAGUUCUGCGUCACCCUCUUCCUCACCGCAGUCGCCUUCAAGCUGGCCGUCGCACAAAGGUGGGUGGGGAGGGAACACACAGAUCCUCACAGUCAGCUGCGCCACCCUCUCCUCUCUCCAUCUUUGUGUGUGUGUGUGUGUGUGUGCGUGUGUCGUGUUGGUUGGCCAACCACUCCAGCCUCCCCCCACUGAGCUACCUCACCUUCAUGGACAAGUAUAUCAUCGUGUGUUUCGUCGUCUUGUCCGCAUUCAUCGUCGAGUCCCUCAUCGUCAGCCACAUCGCCCACGGCUGGGGAAGCGAAGCGCUCGCCCAACAGGUCGAUUUCUGGUUCUACAUCGUCUCCUCGGCAUCCUGGGGCGUGUUCCACGUCUGGCUCUUCUGCAAGAGUGGGGUGGCUGACGUCUUGGCGGAAAGGAAGCACAGGCGGCUGUGUGGGGAGUCGGGGGGGGACGACGAGAGGGAGCCGCUCAGCAAGGGGAGGCAUGCGGCCGUACGGCCCGUCAAGAAGGGGUCGCUCAUGUCGUCGAUGAUGAAGCAGGACACGUGGGAGAUCAAGGAGGAGCUCACGCAGAGGACAAUGGACUAUGACACCUGAAGGGAAGGCCAGGCUCUUGCCUUGUAUGUCUGUGUGCAGCGAGUGCAUGCCCUUGAGUGUCUGUGUGUCUGUGUGCAUGGCAUGAGUCAGUCUUCCUGGUCAAGUAGGGCGUCCUAGGCUUUGUGUGGCCGUUCUUCGUACCUAAUUUGUGUGCCGUGCCAGUCGAGUCGGGGAUGGGUGUCGGUGUGGGUGUGGGCCAGCGGGCGGGGGGUGCGUGGACUUACCGUAACUUCAGAUAGAUAAACAGCUUGUCGCUAUGUGGUUUUUAUAUCAGGGCGUUCCGUGCCGAAGGAGAGCGUUGCAGUGCACGGCUGCGAUACGCACCCCUUUGCACACGCAUCUUUUUCACCAGGGACGCGUGGAUGAAUCAGAAC
This is a messenger RNA of Vitrella brassicaformis, 2557 nucleotides long. Lineage: Eukaryota; Vitrellaceae. The record is from the annotation of a GenBank genome assembly.